This is a messenger RNA of Fragaria vesca subsp. vesca, 1913 nucleotides long. Its product is annotated as probable acyl-activating enzyme 5, peroxisomal-like. Lineage: Eukaryota; Viridiplantae; Streptophyta; Magnoliopsida; Rosales; Rosaceae. The record is from RefSeq and is a predicted model, not a curated record. The coding region runs from base 10 to 1686 and encodes 558 amino acids. The transcript has a single exon.
AUCCCCCACAUGCACAUAUUUCGCUGUUCUCAGUUGUCAUUAAUGGAGGAGCUGAAGCCAAGCCCUUGCAACUCAUCCCCUCUCACCCCACUGGGUUUCCUCGACCGAGCCGCCACCGUCUACGGCGACUGCCCUUCCCUCAUCUACGACGACAUCACCUACACGUGGAGCCAGACCCACCGCCGAUGCCUCCGCCUCGCUUCCUCCAUCUCCUCCCUCCUCGGCCCCCAACGCGGCCACGUGGUCUCCGUCCUCUCCCCCAACACCCCCGCCAUGUACGAGCUCCACUUCGCCGUCCCCUUCUCCGGCGCCGUCCUCAACACCAUCAACACCCGCCUCGACACCCGCACCGUCUCCCUCCUCCUCCGCCACAGCCAAUCCAAGCUCCUCUUCCUCGACCACUCCCACACCUCCCUCGCCCUCCACGCCAUCUCUCUCUUCCCUCCGGACACCCCCGCCCCUCUCCUCGUCCUCAUCACCGACGAUGCUCCCGCGCCCACCUCCCCCUUCUGCGCCACCUACGAGGAUAUGAUCGAGAGCGGCGACCCGGAGUUCCGGUGGGACCUACCUGACAGCGAGUGGGACCCGAUGACGCUCAACUACACUUCCGGGACGACUUCCUCGCCCAAAGGAGUGGUCCACUGCCACCGGGGGAUGUUCAUCGUCACAGUCAACUCUCUCCUUGACUGGGCCGUGCCCAAGCAGCCCGUCUAUCUCUGGACGCUUCCCAUGUUCCACGCCAACGGCUGGAGCUACCCGUACGGGAUCGCCGCCGUGGGCGGGACCAACGUCUGCGUCCGCAAGUUCGACGCGCGUGUCAUCUACGACCUGAUCACACGACACGGCGUCACCCACAUGUGCGGCGCGCCGGUGGUCCUCAACAUGCUGACCAACAUACCCAACGUCGAGCCCUUGAGGAGCCCCGUGCAUAUCUUGACCGCCGGGGCUCCGCCUCCCGCGGCGGUUCUCGGUCGGACCGAGUCGCUGGGGUUCGUGGUGAGCCAUGGGUACGGGCUGACGGAGACGGCGGGGCUGGUGGUGUCGUGCGCGUGGAAGCCCGGGUGGAACAAGUUUCCGGCGACGGAGAGGGCGAGGCUGAAGUCGAGGCAGGGAGUGAGGACGGUGGCCAUGACCCGGGUCGACGUGGUAGAUCCGGAUACGGGUAAGCCGGUUAAACGCGACGGCGCGUCGCUUGGGGAAGUGGUUUUGAGAGGCGGGUGUGUGAUGUUAGGUUACCUGAAAGACCCAAAAGGGACGGCGAGUUGCAUGAAAGACGGUUGGUUUUACACCGGCGACGUGGCGGUGAUGCACCCGGACGGGUAUCUGGAGAUAAAGGACCGAUCCAAGGACGUGAUCAUAAGCGGGGGAGAGAACUUGAGCAGCGUGGAGGUGGAGUCGGUUCUGUACACCCACGCCGCCGUGAACGAGGCGGCGGUGGUGGCCAGGCCUGACGAGUUUUGGGGGGAGACGCCGUGCGCGUUUGUGAGCUUGAAGGGUGACGUGAGCCCGAGGCCGACGGAGAAGGAGAUAAUGGAGUAUUGUAGAGGGAAGCUGCCGAGUUUCAUGGCGCCGAAGACGGUGGUGUUCAAGGAGGAGCUGCCGAAGACGUCGACGGGGAAGAUUCAGAAGUUUGUGCUGAGAGAGAUGGCCAAGGCGUUGGGGUCCACAAGGCUGAGUCGGAUGUGAUCCUCUUUCGUUUUUGGUGGGAAUUGCUUGUGGUUGCUUGCGUGUAAUAGUGACUGGAACACAUGCGAAAAUGAGAUGUGCGUCCUUAUUUGGAUAUAUAUCAAAGCUGACGUACCAGAUCUGGGAAAUUUUAGUGAAAAUGUUUGCUGAUGUAUAAGACUGUAUAUAUAAAUAUAUAUAUACGGCCCUUUUCGGCUGCGGACGUCCGCACCAAUGGUUUUGGUGCG